GAAAAAAGGAAGACGCAUAUACCCGAAAGUGUGGUUACACUGAAAGUUUUCUUUAUUAAGAAAAUGAACAAGUGGAUUGUAAUUUGCUUUUUUGCACUCCAGGCCUGUCAUCUGGGUGGCGCACUGGAUUGUUACACUUGCCCAUUUGGCACCUGCUUUGCCCCUACAAAAAAAACCUGCGAGCUACUUCAAGUGUGCAAGACAGAGACUGCAAGAACAGGUGACCUGUAUUUAAAGAAGAAGUCCUGUUCAGCGCUCACACAGUGUGUUGGAGAGUCUGAAGAAACCUACAUGAAUACCAUUAAAGUGAAAACCACGUCUGAGUGCUGCAUCACUGACCUUUGCAAUUCAGCUGUUACAACCUCGGCCUCCUUCGCAACUGCCAUUGCUGUCCUUAUGUCCAUGUGGGUGGCCAGGCUCCUCUGA
Messenger RNA from Staurois parvus, 426 nucleotides. The record is from the annotation of a GenBank genome assembly. Lineage: Eukaryota; Metazoa; Chordata; Amphibia; Anura; Ranidae.